Molecule: messenger RNA, 1916 nt
Organism: Prinia subflava (tawny-flanked prinia)
Lineage: Eukaryota; Metazoa; Chordata; Aves; Passeriformes; Cisticolidae
Gene: LYPD6B
Product: LY6/PLAUR domain containing 6B
Exons: 6
Coding region: 276-788 (170 amino acids)
Molecular function (GO): acetylcholine receptor regulator activity
Source: RefSeq, a predicted model, not a curated record
UAAAAGCAGCCACAGCACAACUCCUGAACUGCUCCUGUUCCUUAGUUAUACAGAAAAGCAGAAAAAUCUUCUUUCAAGCACAACUUUAACCCCAGCUGUUGCUGCAAAACUCCUUCAGGUUUCUCCGGAGUUUAUCAGAUUCUUCUGCCUAAUCCUUCUUUGGAUCCUGGCUGCAGCCAGAAGGAAUCGGGACCAUCCUAUGGAAAACAGAGUUGGAAGUACACAGGGAGCAGAGGCCUGAGCAGCCCGGGUUUCCAUGUGCACUGACUCCCAGGAUGGGCUGGAUCCGGCACGCGCUGUUUCUUCUCCCGUUCCUCAUCCUUUCAGGAAAUUGGGUUUCAGCUGAGAACAUCAACUUCCACAACGUCAGGCUUCCACUGGACCCCACUCCAUUCCCAAACAGUUUCAAGUGCUUCACCUGUGACAACGCAGUGGACAACUACAACUGCAACAGAUGGGCUGAGGAUAGGUGGUGUCCUGAGAGCACCCGGUACUGCCUGACAGCUCACCUCUUCACAGCCCACGGCCAGAGCACCUCGGUCACCAAGAAAUGUGCCACCGGCGAGGAGUGUCACCUGGUGGGGUGCCACCGCCGCGGGGACAGCGGCCACACGGAGUGUGUUUCCUGCUGUGAGGGCAUGAUCUGCAACGUGGAGAUCCCCACCAACGCCACCAACGCCGUGUUUGCUGUGCUGCAGGCCCGCAGGACGGCCGGGGGCGGCCGCGGCGCGCCCAGCCUGGCGCUGCUGGUGACAGCGGUGACAGCGGUGACAACGGCGCUGUCCUGACACAGCACCCUCCGGCAGAGCUGCUGGGACACACCCCGGGCCAGGAACCUCCAGGAUCUCCAGGGAGAAGUCACUGACGUCCCUCAGUUACGGCGAAUUUCAGGAGAGGCGCGUCGGGAACUCCUCGGAUGUUUUAGCGGGAAUCCUUCCCCGCAGUGUUGAAAAUAAACCCCACAGAACCCCCCCGGAGGUGGGGCAGAGGGCUGGACUCAAGUUUAAUUCCCUGUUUUCUGAGGAAAAGCCACAUUUUCUUGGGUUUUUUUUUUGGACAGAACUGUGACAAUCGCGAUCAAAAGGAUGGAUCCAUUUGGAUGGAGGAUGUGGAAAGGUGGAAAUCGGAUUUCUGCCUUUUCUGUGCAUAAACAACACAGAGGUUCUUGUCUUUCCAGGGUGUGUUUGAGCUUGUCCUGAUUUCACAGAGAACACCUCUGGUUUGCACAGAGAACAAAUGUGAGGUUGGGUUUUCUCUGCUUGAUCAGAGCUCUCAUUCUCCUUGGCAAUAAUACAAAAUCAAAUCUUUUCUUUCUGUGAAAUGUCUCAUCCUCCCAUUCUAAAGCUGUGGGAAAUGUAGAAUUCCUAAAAAUCCUGUUGGAGCACCUAGAGCAGAACUCCUGAUCUCCCAAGCCAAAGGGAUUAUUUCCUUGCAAUUGAAUCUCACCUCAGAAUAUCAUAAAAAUAAAAAAUUUUGUGAUAUUGGGGUAUCACGACUUUGAAAUCAUAGCUAUGGUCAAGCAGCCUCAUUAUCCUAAAAAUUCCAAGUGGGCACUUGUCUAUCUCAGUUUGGCUUCACAGACGUUGUAAUUCAAAUAUAUUCAACUUUUCAUUGCCUAAAUUCACCCCAAAACUUUGGGAAUGACUUUUCUGUAAAUCCAUACAUUUUUGAACCUGAGUAUAAUUCAGAAACAAUGCAAAUCCAUCCAUUUGUGCAGUUAAAUGUAUUUUUUAUGAUAUAUAUAUGUGUGUGUGAUAUGAUUUUUAUUUACGUUGCACUGGACAGCCUAAAGAAAGUUUAUUUUUAAAACUUGGUAAAUUCUUCAUUAUUCAGUGUUUGGAUGUUUUCUUAUUGCUGUGUAACUGCUUUAAAUCUUCUCCAGAAAUGGCACUUUUAAUAAAAAAUAUUGAAUUAUU